CAGAGGAGUGAGUUCUGGAACUCUCCUCCGGCUCUAGUUCUUCCUGCGGUCAUCGCCUCUCACUCCGCCACCACUGACUGACCUGCAGCACCGGCAAGCAGAAGCUGUUUGUAGCGGUACCUGCCCAAUCCUCCAUCCCCGGUUCCUCUGCUGCAUCGGCUGCCACCAUGUGUGACUGUUUCCACCUGGCGUUCCCCAACUGGCACGCUGCCCCUUCUGGGACGGCAGGGAGAAGACUGCGAGCGCCAGAACCUGCCACACAGGACGAUUCAAUAUGUGAAGAGCCGACUCAGUUUGCAGAGGGGGAGAGACCCCGGCCACAAGGAUCAUCUCCGGUCCAGGAGUAUCCUGAGGCGGCAAAAUACGCUGACAAAGAGUGCGGAGAACAUGAUGCAGACCACAAAGCUGGGAGUGGACACAAAGGUAAAAAGUCUGGCCUCGGUUCCAUCUUCGAGAGGACCUCCACUCCAAAAAUGAGUAAAUUAAAGGAAGCUCCCAGUCCUGAAGGUGGCGUUAUAGUCAACACAGCCCAAGAUGGAUGUGCAGAGGGUUUGGUUUAUGGCGGAGGAGGGAAAGAGGGAAUCUUCAUCAAGAAAGUAGUUCCAGAGUCACCAGCUUCAAAAAGCUUAAAAGUCAAAGAAGGAGAUCAGAUUCUGAGCGCCACAGUGUAUUUUGACAACAUGUCAUAUGAGGACGCCAUUCAGAUUCUGGAGCAUGCUCAGGCUUACAAGUUGAAGCUCUGCCUAAAACGCCAACCGGACUUCCCAGAGACGGAACCAACCAUCGAUUCAGACGUUAUUCCUGAGGAGGACAUCGGUUCCACAGAGAUGAGGGAGAAAGGAAAAACCAGAAGACGUGGCGACGCUCGCAUCUCGUGGCCAAAGUUUCCCUCCUUUGGAAAAGGACGUAAAUCUCGUUUCACAAGGUCUCACAGUUCGUCAGAAGCAGAUGAGCAGAGAAAACUUGAGCUUAGUCCUACGACAAGUGACACAGAGUCACCUAUAAAAUCUCAGGAUGGAAAGAAGAAGAAGCAUAAAAUAAAGCUCUCUGGCCUAACGAGAAGAGGCCGCAUAAGUUCAUCUGAAGACCAGGACACGGACGCUCCAACAUCUGGGCAGAUGAGUAGUGACGUUCAGCAAAAGCAGGAAUCAGACACACUUUCACCCGAGUUCCCUGAAUACCCCAUAGCAGAAAAACCAGAGAUCAAUGAACAGGCAGGGGAAGCUAUGGAGUCUGACCCGGUUCAACAGAAGGUGGAACUCGUCAGUGUAGAUGGUACUUUGAAAACCACCGUAGCGCUGGGCGAUCAUGAAAGCCAGUCUGGAACUCCAAAAUCCCCAGACGAGAAAAAAAAGAGGAAAGAGAAGUCAGAAAUAAAAAUGAAGAUCCUAGGGAAGGACAAGUCGCACAAAAAAGACACAAAAGCAAAAUCCUCUCCCAAAAGGCUCAAGACUCUCGGAGCAAGUAUUGACACGGAAGAUCUUCCAGAAGCAGGAAAAUCUGCUGCUAUCUCAAGCUCCGAGUCAAAAACCAAAUUGAUGGGAGAUCAGUCUUUGGUCGGCGUAGAUAACAAAAGCCAAGGUGGAGAGAGUUCAAAGCUAGUCUCAUCCAAAUUCAUUACAUCGCAGAUAAUUUUACCAAAGGUGGAACUUGACAUAUCGGUGAGAAAAUCUCCCAAGAAAGGCGAUGACAAAACACAGAAAGGAAAGGAGACGAAACAGAAGCAAUCCAAAAAGUCCAGUCCAAAACAUAAGCAACCUGAAUUAGACAUGAGCAAUGUUGCUAAUGCAGAAGAAAUGCAAAAGGUGAACGAUCAAGAACACACAACUAUAACUGGCCGUGUUUCCACAACACAACUUCCCAAACGUGAAGACAUUGAGAUUCCAGGAAUGGAGGACAUGUCUGUGAAAACCACCGUGGCUGAUUCCAAAAAGCGCAACAAAGAAAGCCUAGCUGAAACAGUGCAAAUGUCAAUUGAUGUUAAUAGUGUGAAAGAAGCUGUUUCGAAAUUACCUGGAUUUAAGCUGCCUCAACUGGAUAUAUCUGGGGUGCCUAUCCCAGAAGAAAUAACUGUCAUAGAUGCUAACGCACAAAGAAUAUCUGUAAAAACACCCACCAAAGUCCCAAAACCAAAACAAGAAGAACAUCUGACAAGGUCUGACACAACGGCAUCUUCAGAAAUCUCCAAAACAAUCUUUCUGACUGACAACAAGUUUGAUUUUAAGAAAUCUCAAAUGGAGGACAGUACCAGCCCAACAAAGUGCAAAAGUGGAGAGGAAACUAAAGAAAAUGAAUUUGAUACAACAAAUGGAAAAGCAGCAACAAAAGAAGAGCUGAAGACAUCCACUAGGCCAAAGAUAACAAUGCCAAGCUUUGGGAUGUCAGCAAAAAGCAGAAGACUGCCUUAUAUUGGGAUUGACAAGCAGAAACCAAGCUUCAUUCAGGAAAAAGAGCUAACAACAGAAACAAGGAAAGAUGAAAGACAAACUGAAGGAGUCCUAUGUAAAGUCAAAAUACCUGAACUUGAUGGUAUUGAGUACAUUGACUCAACAGACGAGUCAGUCAAAAAGGAUGGUGACUUGACAAGUUUUAAUGUAAGUACUGACACGAAGACAAUACUUGCUAUUUCUUUAGAAAGUAAAGAAACAUCUGACAAACCCGAAGAUGAAAGGAAUAAGCUGUCCAAAAUUAGAAUAUCUCCUUCGGGCAAACCCAGUGGAAAAGAGGAUAUCUCUGACGAAGGGAUGACAAAACCUCUAGACAGAGAUGGAAAGAGUACAUUUAAAUGGCCAAACCUUGACAUCCCAGUGCCAAAACUAAAAGGAACAACAGUUGAUAUUAACAUAUCUAGGAAAGACACAUCUUACACAGAAGCCCUGGCUGAAGGAGGGCUAAUCCCAGGAGGCCCAGAGAGCGAUACAGUCCUCAAGAGCUCAGAUGUUCCUAAAGAAAUGGCACAGGCAGAAAAACCUCAAGUGGAAAUAAAGCCAACUGAAACCGAAGGCGAGUUUGAUUGGGAAGCAAGCAAAUUUACAAAGUUUGGAAUUAAAACACCAAAAAUCAAAGGCCCAGAAUUUGACUUGAGUUUGUCAAAGAAAGAGGCACAGGGCAAAGCUGCAGGUAAACUCCCAGAAGCAUCUAAAGCAGAAGUUACUCCUGGAAAGGGAAAUGUUUAUUUUCUAAAGCAAAAGAUGCAGUUAGAAAAACCUGGAGAAGUUAAACCUUUGCAGUCCAAGGGUGAACACGUACAAGGAGGCAAAAUCAAAAUCCCAAAGUUUGGAGUCAAAACAAUAAAAUUAGCAGGUCCUGAGAUAAGCUUGUCAAAGAAAGAUGUAGAGGUUACCCUGCCAGAGGCUAAACCUGAGAUCAAACCCACUGAAGGUUCAGGAACAGAUGUGAACAAAGAUAGUGUUAGGCCAGAAGAACAGAAAGGAAGAGAAAAGUCUGAUCUGAAAAUCAAAACAGUACAUAAAGAAGGUGAAGCAAAAGGACACGGACACAAGAUCAAAAUGCCCCAGUUGGGAAUUGCACUGCCAAAAGUUACAACGCACGAGUCGGAUUUAAGCCUAUCAAAGAAAGGUAAAGAUCUGACACUGCCUGAAGUUAAAGGAGAAAUCAAAGAUCUUGAGGUUGAAGGAACUGGAUCAUCAACAAAACUAGAUGUUAGAGCUCCUGGAAUUAAAGUUGAAACAAAGGAUGUUGAAGGAUCGUCGUCAAAAUUCAAAAUGUCCCCUUUUAAAAUUUCCAGAUUUGGAGCUGCUACUCCAAACCUCAGUGGUGAAGUAAGUGAAGCUUCUGAAACACACACAUUGGAAGUUGGGCCUGGUAUUGAUGCUACCAUACCAGACAGUGAUGUAAAAAUUAAAGCAUCUGAAAUUGAUGGAAGAGCAAGUAAGUUUAAAAUUCCAAAAUUUGGAAUAUCACUCCCAAAACUGAAAGGUUCUGAAACAGAUACAACCCAAUUCCAAAAGGUUGAUGUAGAUGUCACAUUGUUUAAAGGUGACACUGAAAUAAAACUCAUUGAUGCUGAGCAUGAAGAACGUGGUAUCAGGCUGAAGGGCAAAUUUCCCCAGACUGGAGUUCAGCAAGAUGUUGAGUACUCAGCAUCAAAACCUGAAAUACCACUACCAUUUUCUGAUGCCAAAGCAGAAGUCAAGCUGUCGCAAGUUGAUGGAGAAAAAAAUCAAUGUUUCAUCCCGACCAUGGAAGCUGAGAAUCACCUUGCUGGACAAGAAGAAAAGAUGAAGCUGUCAAAGAUUGGAAUAAAAAUGCCCAAAAUUAAGGGACCAGAAUUUCAACUUGGACUCUCAAGUAAAGACACAGAUGUCAUGGAGGCAGAAGGCAAAGCGGACAAUAAAACUAAGGUAGAAGUCCCAGUUCCUACAGCAGAUGUUAGUCUGGGAAAAGCAGAAAUCUUGAUAUCUUCUGGAGAAGUGGAAGUUGGAAAACCAGAAGUGCAAACUCAACCUACAAUUGAAGGACAAGGAGGCAAGUUCAAAAUGCCAAAGUUUGGAAUCACAAUGCCAAAAGUCAAAGGACCUGAAGCAAAGAAGUACGUAGAGGUGAAACGUACUGAGACCAAGACUGACAUACAAAUGCCUGAUGCUAAUUUUGAGGCACCAGAUGUGGAACAGUCACCAUCAAAAUUUAAUAUGCCAACUUUUAAAUUACCAAAAUUAGGACUGGGCACUUCAGACAAAAAUGUAGAAGGAGAUGACAUUGAUAAGGACAUUCCUGAUGAGGUUCUUGCAGUUACCGUUGUUGCACCUAGCUCUGACCUCUCAAAUAUUGAUGUCGAUACACAUCUUCUUGAAAGUACAACUGAAGUUGCACUUCUGAGUGAUGAUGUGAACAAAUACUCCAUUGAAAUGGAAGCUACAGCUCCACAGAUCAAAGUGUCAAAAAAAGGGUCACCAUCCAAGUUUAAGAUGCCGACAUUCAAGUUACCAAAAUUUGGGCUUUCUGUUCAAAGUUCUACUGAAGAAGAGCCUCCUCUGGACAAAGAUCUCAAAACAGGAGAAGGCCAAAUGACCACUUCUGGAGAGAUUCUCGUAGGAAAUAUAGAAGCACCAAGAAUUGACGUUAAGGCUCCAUCAGUAGCUUUAAAAACUACAGGAACUGAGAGUGAAGGAAGAGGAAGAAAGUUUAAACUGCCAAGUCUUGGUUUUUCGGCAUCACAAACCAAAGGUCCUGAUACUGACAUUAGCUUACCAACAACAGAUGUUGACAUAACCUUACCCACAACAGAUGUUGAUGUUACAGCACCAGAUGUCAAAACAGAAAUUAAACUCCCUGAAGAAAAGUUUAGCAAAUCUUUUGAAGUGGAAGCUAAAGCUCCAGAAUUUAAAGGUACAAGACAGGAAACAGAGGGGUCACCAUCCAAGUUCAAGAUGCCGACAUUCAAGAUGCCAAAAUUUGGACUUUCUGUUCAGAGUUCCACUGCAGAACUGCCUCCUUUGGACAAAGAUCUCAAAACAGGAGAAGGUCAAAUUACCACUUCUGGAGAAAUUAUCGUAGGAAGUCUAGAAGCACCAAGAAUUGACGUUAAGGCUCCAUCAGUAGCUCUAAAAACUACAGAAACUGAGAGUGAAGGAAGAGGAAGAAAGUUUAAACUGCAGAGUCUUGGUUUUUCGGCAUCGCAAACCAAAGGUCCUGAUACUGACAUAACCUUACCAACAACAGAAGUUGACAUAACCUUACCAACAACAGAAGUUGACAUAACCUUACCAACAAGAGAUGUUGAUGUUACAGCACCAGAAGUCAAAGCAGAAAUCAAACUCCCUGAAGAAAAGUUUAGCAAAUCUUUUGAAGUGGAAGCUAUAGCUCCACAAUUUAAAGGUACAAGAAAGGAAACAGAGGGGUCACCAUCCAGGUUUAAGAUGCCGACAUUCAAGAUGCCAAAAUUUGGGCUUUCCGUUCAGAGUUCCACAGCAGAACUGCCUCCUUUGGACAAAGAUCUCAAAACUGCAGAAGGUGAAAUUGCCUCUUCUGGAGAAAUUAUCAUAGGAAGUCUAGAAGCACCAAGAAUUGAUGUUAAGGCUCCAUUAGUAGCUCUAAAAACUACAGAAACUGAGAGUGAAGAAAGUGGAAGAAAGUUUAAACUGCCGAGUCUUGGUUUUUCGGCAUCACAAACCAAAGGUCCUGAUACUGACAUAACCUUACCAACAACAGAAGUUGACAUAACCUUACCAACAACAGAUGUUGAUGUUACAGCACCAGAAGUCAAAGCAGAAAUCAAACUCCCUGAAGAAAAGUUUAACAAAUCUUUUGAAGUGGAAGCUAAAGCUCCAGAAUUUAAAGGUACAAGAAAGGAAACAGAGGGGUCACCAUCCAAGUUUAAGAUGCCGACAUUCAAGAUGCCAAAAUUUGGGCUUUCUGUUCAGAGUUCCACCGCAGAACUGCCUCCUUUGGACAAAGAUCUCAAGAUAACUGGAGGGGAAAUGACAAUGUCAGAGGAGGUCAUUGUAGUUAGCACAGAAGGACCAAGUGUAGAAAUUGGGGAUUUAUCCAUAGAGUCAAAAAAAGAGGGAAGUGAACGUGAAGGAAAAGGAAAAAGGUUUAAGUUGCCAAGUCUUGGAUUUUCUGCUACACAGGCCAAAGUGCCAGACACCGAUUUAAAUUUGAAGACAGGUGUAGAUGUUACACAACCAGAACUGAAAGCGGAAGUCAAAUUUCCUGAUGAUGAACUGAAAAGAAUAGAAACAGAAAUAGGAACUAAAGGACCCGAAUUUCAAGUCGAAGCAAAGGACAUUGAAGGAUCGACAUCCAAGUUUAAAAUGCCAACUUUUAAAUUACCCAAAUUUGGGCUUGCCACUCAAAGUUCCACUGAAGAAGUACCCUCUUUUGACAAAGAUGUCAAAAUCGGUGGAGGUGAAACCACAGGCUUAGAGGAGGUACUUACAGUUACCACAGAAGGACCAAGCAUUGGAAUUAAGGGGACAUCAGUAGAUUUAAACACUGAAGGAAGUGAUCUUGAAGGAAAAGGAAAGAAGUUCAAACUGCCAAGUCUGAGUUUUUCAGUACCUCAAACCAAAGAGCUAGAGACUGAUUUGAGCUUAAGGACAGAUGUAGAUGUUAAAGUACCAGAGGUAAAAGCUGAAGUCAAACUUCCAAGUAACAAAUCUUCUGUUGAAGUGGAAACUAAAGCACUUGAAACCAAAGAUACAAAAAAGACUACAGAAGGAUCACCCUCCAAAUUUAAAAUGCCAAAUUUCAAGUUACCAAAAUUUGGGCUUGCUACUCAAACUUCCACUGGAGAAGUACCUCCAUUAGACAAAGAUGUAAAACCAGUAGAAGGUAAAAUCACAACUUCAGAAGAGGUUAUUGUAGUUACCACAGAAGCACCAACCAUUGAAAUUAAGGGCCCAUUAUUAGAGCUAAAAACUGAAGGAAUUGAUUGUGAAGAACAAGGAAAAAAGUUUAAGUUGCCAAGUCUAGGUUUUUCUGUGUCAGAGGCCAAAGGGACUGGCAGUGAUUUAGGAUCGUCAAAGACAGAAGUAGAUGUUACAUUGCCAGAUGUAAAGGCUGAAGUCGAACUCCCUGAUGACGAGAAUCUGAUAAAAACAUCUGCAAUAGAAAUUAAAGGACCUGAAAUCAAAACAGUGACCAAGGACACUGAUGGUUCACCAUCCAAAUUUAAAAUGCCUGCAUUCAAGUUACCAAAAUUUGGGCUUACUUCUCAAAGCUCUACGGAAGAAGGUUCUGCUUUGGAGAAAGACGAGGAAGAUGGUGAACCUGAAAACACUGCCACUGCAAUAGAAACUAAGGCACCUGAAAUAACGGUUGUGUCAAAGGACACUGAUGGAUCGCCAUCCAAAUUUAAAAUGCCAACAUUCAAGUUGCCAAAAUUUAGCCUUGCUACCCAAAGUUCAAACAAACAAGUGCAAGAUGUCAAAACAGUGAGAGGUGAAAGUACUACUUUGGAGGAAGUUCUCACAGUUACAACAGAAGAACCAAGCAUUAAAAUUAAGGGUCCAUCUGUAGAUCUAAGGAGUUCAGAAACUGAUGAUGAAAGAAAAGGAAGUAAAUUUAAACUUCCAAGUCUUGGUUUUUCAUUAUCACAAUCCAAAGAACCGGAUACCAACAUCAGCUUACCCAAGGCAGAUUUAGAUGUCAGAGCACCAGAAGUCAAAGCUGAAGUUCAAUUUUCCAGUGCAAAAGUGGAACAACCUUCAGUGCAAAUGGACGUUAAGUCUCCAGAGAUCAAAGCUGAUAUCAACACUAAAUCAGAAGUUAAAAUGCCUAAAAUGACCUUACCUAAAUUUGAAGCCGUUACCCCACAUGUCAGUAUGGAAAUACCUAAAAUGACCAAAGAAAAAAGGGUUGACGUGGACCUUCAUGUUGAUACUGAUCCAGUAGAUUUGAAUGUUAAAGAAUGGGAACUAAAGAAGUACGAAGUCCAGUUGCCAAGUGCUGAGGCAAAAGGCGAAGAUGUACCUACAGUUGAACUUGAAGGUAAAGUAAAACGGCUAAAUUGGACUUUUCCUAGCAUCUCAUUUUCAAGAACUGGUGGUAAAGCCCCUGACGUCGAUGUCAACAUGGAAACUCCAAAAGCUGGUGUUACGUCAAUGGAGACCAAAAUCUCAGAUAUUGACAUUAAAGAAUCUUCAAUGGUCCCUGCAGUAGAAGCAACCCCCGCUCCAGAAAUUGACCCAGGCUUAAAGAAAAGUAAGUUUUCACUUCCCAGGUUUUCAUUUUCAAAGCCGAGCUUGAAAGAGCCUGAAGUAAAAGCUGAGCUUCCAGAUCACGGAAUAGAAGUCGAAAAUUAUGAAACCAAUAUGACAACAGAGAUCAAACUCUCUGCAGAUGAAGACAAAAAUGUCCUUACUACUUUUGAAAUGACAACUUCUGAGGCUGAAAUCAAGUCCAAAAAAUUUAAAAUGCCAACUCUGAAAAUGCCAAGAUUUGGCAGUACGUCUUAUGAGGUAACAACAGAGACGCACAUAUCAGAUAAAACAGCUGAAGAUGAUGAAAAUCAGCUGGGAGAGGGUGCUGCUGUUAUCAACAAAGGUCCAAAUAUUGAUUUGGAUGCCCUCAAAUCAGAACAGGAUCAAGAAACCCUAAACAAAGAAAGUGAUAGUGCGGUUCAAGGAUCUCCAAGUAAAUUCAAACUACCUACCUUUAAAAUACCACGGCUGGGUCUUUCAAGAUCCAAACCUGAAGAUGAAUCUGUUCACUUUGAGUAUGAAAAUAAUGAAGAUCAACUGGAAAUGAAGACUGCACUAAAAGAAGAAAAUCUAUCACCAAAACUGACUUUAACAUCAUUUGGUGACGCUCUUAAGUCGAUUGAUGUUGAUGUUGACGUUCGGAAAGUGGACAAAGUUGAUCAAAUCUCUCAUGAACCAGGUGAAGCCACCACAAUGCACACAAAAACCAAGCACGAUGCCACCAAAAGUCCGGAGAGCUCGAGCUGGUUUAAAUUCCCGAAGUUUGGCCUGUCUUCCCCAACAGAACAACAAAAGAUUCCUGACAAAGCAGAACAAGUGAAAGACAGCAGCCCCGUAGGGGAAACCAAGGACGAGGAAGUAAGUCCCACCCUUUCUGUCCAGUCAUCAGAUGCUUUUGCUGAUGUAAGCUCUACGAUCACAAGUGAGCCUGUUGGCCCAUUCAUACCUUCCCCAACCAAGGUGACGGUCAAAUACUCUGACGAAAGUGCAGGUGCUGGAUCUGAAGAGAUGCACAGUGACAUCAUGUCUUCCACCACAAGGACUGAGCUGAUCACAGAUGUGCCCUCCUUGCCGGAGAAGAUCACUAUUUUGUCUUCUGGUGUUUCAUCUUCUUCUGAAGAUACAGUAAGACUAUCGUCGGGAAAAAUACACAUCAUUACAUCAAACGUACAGCCUACUCCUGAGUCACAGCAUGCCAAGAUUCUGUCUGCUGUCCAAGUCCAAUCAGGGGAAGGCUUUGCUUUACAGUCAGAGGGAGAUGGAGCUCCAUCGUGGACGGUCCAAGAUGCUCGAAGUGCCACCAGGACAGUUAAACACUUAGUCCAAGAAACAACAACUGAAAGAAGUGAGAACAAGGAGACUGUGGUUAUAACCAAACAAAUCACCCAUAUAUUUGGCCCCACAGAGCCCAUAUCAGGGGAGACAGCGUCAUCUAUUCAACGUCUCAGAGACUCUGUGCACACUGAGAAAAUGAGGUUCUUUGAUGAGGCUGAGAAGUGAAAAAAGAAUUUGAAUUUGUGCUUAAAGAUACAACUCCUUGUUAUGGUUCGCCAUGAAAGAAGGCCAUAGAGUUUCACCGCUGGAAGUUAAAAACAAAAUGGCAACUGGAUGAGGGACCAAUCUAACAUACCAAUCACUGAAAGUUCUUUGAUAGCAUCCAGAUAUCACCAUGGCAAUGUGAUGUGGAGUUGCAUGCUUUUUGAGCUUUAUAGAAAUGCACCGCUGUAGCAAAUGACUGUUACAUUUAUAUUGUGGUCAAGAUGUUAAUAAGCUGGUUAAAUGAUUCUCCUCAGUGCGUAAAAUAUGUUUGCUUUGUAGUAAACAAUGUUUGAUUUAUGCUAGCAUACACAGUGCCUUGCAAAAGUAUUGAUACCCCAAACAUCAUCACAUUUCAUCACAUUACAACUACAGCAUUCAUGAAGUUUCAUGGGGAUUUUGGAUCCCAAAACGGUGGGAAAACAAUGCAUGGUAUUUAAAGAAGGUGAACAUUACCAAUAUUCUUAAAGAAAAAUCUGGAAAAUGUGAUAUGUGUGUUAACACACACCCCUCACUAAGUUCUCAAUAGAUACUAGAAUUACUUUUGGCUGCAAAUCCCAAGGGUGCAUUUCUGGAGGCUUUGUAUAUCUAGACAUAGGGAACUUUUCACAUUGUUCUGUGAACCUUAACCUUUAACCCUUGCCACAAAUUCUUAAUUGGACUGUCCUCCCUGAAGAAUAGCAUCCCCACAGCAUGAUUCUUCUAGCACCAGUAAAGGGGCAGUAUAAUGUAUAAUAAACUUUUUUGAGCUUUACAUCACGUUAUAAUGUUAUCCCUCAUCAAAAAACCUGCCUUGAGUGUUGGCUUGACAAGUUAAGCUCCAUGGCAACCCCUCCUGGGGGAAACUAGUGCCACAUUUAAGAUGCAGCUCCUCCUAUGAGAUCAGCUCCUUCAGACUAGUCAGCAGCAAUUAGCAAACACCUGGUGGAACUGCACAUCUGCUGAGCUCAUAAUAGUAGCUCCUUCUCAGUGAAACACUGGUAAACAACAAAAAAAAGAAA
Gambusia affinis (western mosquitofish) is the source of this 11203-nucleotide messenger RNA. RefSeq names its product neuroblast differentiation-associated protein AHNAK. Gene Ontology annotation, biological process: regulation of RNA splicing; peripheral nervous system myelin maintenance. Bases 168 to 10166 code for a protein of 3332 amino acids. Gene Ontology annotation, cellular component: nucleus; cytoplasm. The record is from RefSeq and is a predicted model, not a curated record. Gene Ontology annotation, molecular function: protein binding. Lineage: Eukaryota; Metazoa; Chordata; Actinopteri; Cyprinodontiformes; Poeciliidae. The transcript has 9 exons.